Magallana angulata is the source of this 5448-nucleotide messenger RNA. RefSeq names its product tyrosine-protein phosphatase non-receptor type 14-like. Gene Ontology annotation, molecular function: protein tyrosine phosphatase activity. The coding region runs from base 144 to 3683 and encodes 1179 amino acids. Gene Ontology annotation, biological process: protein dephosphorylation. The transcript has 20 exons. The record is from RefSeq and is a predicted model, not a curated record. Gene Ontology annotation, cellular component: cytoskeleton. Lineage: Eukaryota; Metazoa; Mollusca; Bivalvia; Ostreida; Ostreidae.
AUGGGAUUAUCCAAAUAUUUGUCAUUUUAAUCAUAACACACACCUGGGACUUUUAAUAGAAAUGUGGGGGUGUAGAUGAAGAAAUAGUAAUGUUCAAUCACUCAUCAAUGGUCAGGGUAACAGAAGUAUUUUAAUUUACUACGAUGCCAUUUGGUUUGAAAUUCAAAAGAACCAGACGUUAUGACAUUUCUACAAAGAAUGUUUUUGUGGUCGGGGUGGAAAUGCUGGACCAUUCCUUCUUGGAGUGUACCCUGAACUCAGACAGCACGGGGCAAGAAUGCCUGGAGAGCAUUGCCCAACGUAUAGAACUCAGUCAAACCCAGUACUUUGGCUUAAGAUAUGUAACAAAAAAGAUGCAGUAUCACUGGAUUGAUCUAACAAAGCCACUGAAGAAACAGAUAGAGAAGAAUCUACAGCCGGGGCACUCUCCCAGGCUCUACUUCGGGGUCAUGUUCUAUAUCCCAGGGGCACACAAGAUCAUUGAUGAUGUUGCCAGAUAUCAGUACUUUCUACAGCUGAAGACAGAUAUUGUGGAGGGAAGGGUUCCUGUUGGUAGUGAGCAGGUUAUACGUCUCGGUGCUUUUAGUUUACAAGCUGAAUUUGGGGAUUAUGAAUAUGACAAACAACACCAAGAAUACUUUGAAGAUAAUGAUUUAUUUCCAAAGACAAUGUGCCGAGAUGAGGGUGCUGUGGGAGAGAUGAUGCAGGAGGUCCUGAACUCUUACAGCAAUCUGCAGGGGAUCCACCCGGUCAAGGCCGAGAUGCAGUACAUCAAGGAAAUCCAGAUGAUGGACGGCUACGGCAUGGAAUACUACACAGCAAAGGAUCAAAGUGGUAAAGAGCUCUACCUGGGAACCUCUUAUACAGGUAUACUGGCCAGGUAUCUUGAUGGCACACCUACAAUAUGUUUCAGGUGGGCAGAAAUUGCCAGAUUAACACAGAGCAAGAAAGUUUUGGAGAUUGACACAUCCAAGAGUUCUUGCCAUUACACAAUGGAAGACUCAGAUACUGCAAAAUAUCUGAAGAGGAUGGGCUAUCUGAUUCAGAAGUUUCACAAAAACAACAAGAUGACUCCAAGUUCCAGUAUCGUUGACCUCUCCGAAUUCGCAGCGGACGGGGGACAGGACGAUAUCCAGACGUCACAGCAAGUGUUUUCGGACCCACUGACCCAGUCGCAGACUUCUCUCACUUACUCCCAACAUUCCACACAUUCCCAAAUGUCACAUGAUCAAAGAUUUGAUCGAGAUUUAUCACAGUCUUCCAUUGAGGAUUUCUAUCGCCAAUCCCAGCAGAGUCUGGAGACCACUCACAGUGAUAUCAUCCAUUAUAAUGGAGGUCACAUGAUUACUGACAGCCCUGUGAUUGGUCAGCACACGUCCAUGCAGAGGAGCGAGUCUCAGAAGUCCCCGCUACUGCCAGCGUAUCGCCCCAGUCCAAGCUACGAUGAAGUGAUGCGGCGUAGAAUGAGUCAGCAGUCACCUGCUGUACACAGCUCUCCUAUACUCCAGUCUCAUCACCACCCCACCACCCUCCCAGACCACAAACUCUACCCCCAGACCUCUCCCAGGCUCAUACAGGAUGCAAUGUUGUUACAGCAGCCUGCGCCUAAUAUCAUGUUCAACCCUGAUGUUACUUUUACCAAUGGAAAUGCCUAUAUGAAUAGUGAACUUAUGUCUUCCUAUAGCAACAACACAAUGUAUGCUAACAGAGCAGCUUUCGCUACAGACUUGGCUAAUAGAGGCAGUAACUUAGUCAUGCAGCCUACCUACAGUUCGCCAGAGUUGAAUACCCAGCUUCCCCAGUUCAGUAUCAAGGAGUCUGAGCCUGUUCAUUACAAACCUCCUCCCCCUUAUCCGCGGUCUAGCACGAGCACUCCAGAUCUUGCCAACCAAACUGUGAGGAAUACUGUGGGGGAAAGUCCAGAUUUAGUGUCACGGAAAAAUCUGGGGGCCAAGGCAAGUUUUAAUGGAAGUAUAGAAAGUGUUCCAAAGGUUGUGGCAGAUCACAGUGAACUUAGCGCUUACUCCAUGAACUCUGAAAGUGUUGUCAAAUCUAAAGAAAGUGCAAUAAACCAAAGACACACACGGGAGACAGUGGAGCAAACAUUGGUCUUGCCAGACAUAUCCAAAGCAAGGUUGAGUCCUGAUAUUACAGUUCAGCAUGCGGAGACAGACGAUGCAUCUAGUGAUCACUCCGGUGCUACCUUUCACAUCAAAGACACAGACAGUGAAAAGGAAGAUGAUAGGAGUCCAAAGCUGGACAGUGUCAAAUCAAAAAUUGCUAUAAAAUAUGUUGCUCCCAAUAAAGCACCCCCUCCUUCCACCACCAAAGAGCUGAUCACUCGAAGGGAAAGCUUCCGUCGACAGAUGAUAGCACGGUCAGCUCCAGAAAAUCCCAUCGGAAAGGAAGAGUCCCAGGAUCCAGUAGUGAUCCCGGAGCACACAGAUGCGGGUAAUGUAACGGUACCACCCACCACUAGUCAGUCCACAUUCAUCCGUCGCUUUUCCAGCAGGCGUCUGUCCCACAAGAAGCCAGAAUUGCCCCCCAUCACCCGGCGGGCAUCUGACAUAGGAGCCAAGUUCACAGGGCUAGAUGUGGUACCUCCAGUCAGUAAUUACGUGAGACAAGUCAGUGCAGAGUCUGAGGAACAGGAGAAACCAGUGGAGGACAGUGAUUCAGACAACGACAAGGACACCACAGUAAAACUAAAGAUGGGGCCUCUGAAAAUGGCAGCUAUGAAUGGUCUAACAAUGUCACGGCCAAUGGUAUUAGCUCUUAUGAAUGACGAAAGCAGAGCACCAAAGGAUGAAAGGAGGAAGUUACUAGAAAACAAACUGUCAGAAAACUUGGUGUUCAAAGAAUUUGAGGAGAUUCCAAAGAAGGUACAGUCAGCCGAGUGUAGCGUGGCUCGACUCCCAGAGAACGAGGUCAGAAACAGGUUCAAGGAUGUCCUGCCGUAUGACAUCACUCGAGUCAAACUGACCCCGCGGAAGGACAAUCACUCUGGUUAUAUCAAUGGUUCACACAUAAAGUUGUCCUUUGGGGAUCGAGUCUGGUGGUACAUAGCCACACAAGCCCCGCUAGAAGAUACAUCCUCCGACUUCUGGCAGAUGAUUUGGGAGCAAGAAGUGGAUGUUAUAGCCAUGUUGACAGACCUAGCUGAGCAAGGGAAACAGAAAUGUCAUACCUACUGGCCUCAGGAGAUUGGUCCAGAGCACAAAAUAGUAUUUGGACAGUUUGAGGUGACCCUCCUGUUCUGUAACGAUUCGCUGUGUUACAUCACAAACAGAAUAUCCGUGGUACAUCUCCCCACCAAGAAGGAGAGACAGGUGUGGCACCUACAGUAUACUGACUGGCCGGACCACGGCUGUCCCGAGGACAUGUACGGCUUCCUAGGAUUUCUGGAUGAAGUAGACUCGGUUCAGCGACUGGCUGAGAGUGAGGAGGGCAGUGGUAAGAAGUCCCCCAUCGUGGUCCACUGCAGCGCUGGGGUUGGGAGAACGGGUGUGGUCAUCCUUACCCAGGUCAUGAAGUGGUGUCUGGAACACAACUUUGACAUAGAUCUUCCGAGGGCCCUGGGUGCCAUACGUCAGCAACGAAUGUUCAUGGUCCAGACGCUAGGCCAGUAUAACUUUAUUCACAAGACUCUGAUCCAGUAUCUAAAGAAUUCCAGACUCAUCUGAGAGGACCUGGACAAACUCACUGAACUCAAAAACUCACAACUCUACAUGUGUUCUUCAGAACUUUGGUUCGAGAAGGGCAGGACUUUUUAUUGAGUCAUGAAAAACAAGAUUGUCUAGGGCAAUUACCCGUAAAUUAAUUUGAAAACAACAUUUUAUAGCUACAGUCAUAAUGAAAUUUAUCUCUAAUAGAAACAAAAUCAUGCAAAUUAAUGCCAGGAUGUGAAGUCUUUUGUGAUUCAUCUUUCCAUAAGAAAAUAAGGUUGUCAACAAAUGCAAGGUUUUCAAUUUCUGAAAGAUAUAUCUUGGUGCCAUAAAUGAGGUGAUAAAAUGACCAACUGCUUAUUCUGAAGGUUCAUUUUUAAAAGGAAAUACUGAUAUAUUCUUUGAUUUACUUUUGCCAUUUUAUAUUUGGUUAACAUUACUUUUUCAAAGCAGAGCUAACAUAUUCAGAAAGGGUUAGAAUUUUUGUAAUGUUAAGAAGAGAACUACGUAUUUACAUUUGUUUACAAUAGAGUACUUUUAAAAAAGGACAAAUAUAUGCAAAAAUAUAUUUAUAUAUAUAUUUAGAAUUAAAGAUACAGUAUGGGCAUAUUUUCUUAAGAAUGAUAUGUAUACAACUUUGUAUUUUUCCUUAUAAAGCAUGCAUAUGACUGAAUGUACAAAACACAUCUACAGGUAUUUAUCUAUGAAAUGACAAGUAUUUUAUAUGAUUGUAAUUUCUUUUAUUGACGAUAAAUUUUUUUUUGUAAUCUACAAUCAAUCUUGAAUCUAAAAUGAAUAUCCUUUAUACAGAUGAACUCUUAAAUUCUUUGAUUUUUACUUUUUCGAGUACUUGUCAUUUUUACCUUACUUUGCUCGUAGUUUUAUGUCUUACCUUUUGUAUGAGAUUUACUUUCUACAUUGUUUGUUGUCCUUUUUGAAUCAUGGUUGUCACCCCUGGUUGUGUGUUAUAUUUAUGACUUUCUCAUGGUAUCUUUAUAUAAUACAUUUAAUUUAUCAGUAUUUAUCUGUUGUAAAGUUUAACGAACGCGUAUAUUCAUAUCUAUGACUAUGCAAAAUAUUCAUGUUCAAGUUACUCAUUAAUAAUAUAAAUAUUUGGGGGAGAGAGAGAGAGAGAGAGAGAGAGAGAGAGAGAGAGAGAGAGAGAGAGAGAGAGAGAGAAUUUUUUAUUUGCAUGUACAUUUACCAACAUUAGCAUUAAAAGAAAAAAACGUAUUAUGCUUUAGAAAUAUUGAUGCUUAAAAACUUGGCUGUUGUACCAUGCAUGUCUGAAUUUAAAACAAUUAUAACCCAGUUUUUAAAAAUUGAUGUUUUUUCUUUGUGCUGAUUUAAGAGUCUUGUAUUUUUUUUUCAAUAUUAAGUGCUUUUAGAGGAUAUGUUGUGAAAACUUGAUUUUUGUAACAUACUCUAUAUAUUUUAAACUUUUCAUAUUUUUAAGAAUUUGGAUUGUGUCCUGACUCCUUAUGUUUAUUACAUUCUGUCAAGUCCCACUUUUGUCCUACAAACUCCAAUUCGAGUGUCAUGUUCUAUAUGUUCAUCUAAGGUUUUGAACUUAAAUCAUUUCAAUUCAAUCAGCUUUAUUCUAGUCUACAAAAUAUUUAACAUGAAUUGUCAAUGUAUUUGUUAAUUCAGAAUCCACCUUAGUUUCUGUAAUCGCGUUGUUCUGUAGUUUUGUGGAUGGAAGCUUCUUUUUAGCUUAUAUUUUGCUGACUUUUUAAAAGUUAUACCACUACCACCCUUUAGAUGAGAUUCUAGUAUACUUAGU